AUGAGGAGGUUUUUGGUUCCUAGAACAAAUAUUGAGAAUGUGAAUGUUGUGCAAUCGGGAAUCGAAGGUCCAACGCAACCAGAUUUAGCAACAUUUCCUCGUACUAAAUUUGGGAAGUCUUCAAGAGCAUUUUGUAAAGCAUGUUAUAAGAAUUCUACAUGGAUUGAAUAUAGUGAGUCAAAGGAUGCAACUUUUGGUUUCUAUUUCUUUCUCUUUAAGCUUCCCGGAAGGGCCGAACACUUUGGUUAUAAAGUCUUCAACAAAGAUGGAUUUACAUAUUGGAAGCAUGCAUCUAAAUUCUUUAAAGAUCAUAUUGGUAGUCAUGAUAGUAAGCACAACUCAUGUAUGAAGCACUAUGAAGAUUAUAAUAAUCAAAGACAAAGUGUGACAAGUAUCUUUGUUAGAGCAACUAGUGAAUCCGAAGAAUUGUAUAACAUUCGUUUGACUUGUUCUUUAUAUUGUACUAGAUAUCUCAUAGCACAAGGCAUUGCUUUCUGUAACCAUGAUGAAAGCUCUACUUCUCUAAACAAGGGCAAUUUUAGAGAGAUAGUGGAUUGGAUAAAAUUUAAUGAUGAAAAAGUGAGAGAUGCUUUUGGCUGUGGUCCAAAUAAUUGCACAAUGAAUUCCGGUGACAUUCAAAAGGAGCUUGCAACGUGUUGUGCAUAUGAAGUUACCAAGGUUAUUAUGGUGGAACUUGGUGAUAGACAAUUAUUUGUGCUUAUUCACGAGUCACAUGAUAUAUCUGUCAAAGAGAAAAUGGCGGUGAUGUUGAGGUUAGUAGUUGUAUUUUCCAAUUUCUAUUACAUAUUAUUCUCUAUGCCUCCAUAUAACAUUAUUGAAACUACUACAAUUAUUAACUUAAACUUGUAUAUUUCUAAUUUCUUGAACGACAAAGGGAAGGUUGUGGAAUGA
Messenger RNA from Vicia faba (fava bean), 912 nucleotides. Lineage: Eukaryota; Viridiplantae; Streptophyta; Magnoliopsida; Fabales; Fabaceae. The record is from the annotation of a GenBank genome assembly.